GUACAUUCAAUGUUAUAAAUUAUCGACCGAGACACAAAUUGGCUUAUCACCACUGUUUCCUACCAAAAAGAAGAGGCACUCCGCACUUGGAGCAUGAGAAUGCUCACAGUUCUUCUUAUUCUACUACAUUUAACAUUUCAAAUAAAAUCUCAAAAUAUUCAUCCUGUACUUCCACCGCCUACGGAAUUGUCUUGUCCUACUGUAGGAACAAAUGCAUAUAUUCUGGUUACAGUAACACCUGAAACUGAUAUUCGACAAUUUGAAGAUCUUUUGAAUAGUUAUGGUCGAUUAAUGCCAUUUAAUUCAACUCAACAAAUUAAAUAUGAUUUUUAUUUUGGUUCCAAUUAUUCAACUAUUGUUACGACUAAUGAUUUGAUUAAAGAAAUUAGUGAAUGGUUCAAUGAUACCAAUUACUAUCCUCUUUUGUAUGCAAGUGCAUUGACACCUUCCGCAAGUAAUAAGCAAUAUGAAACUGAAGCUUUGGUAAGCAUUGGAAAAACAAUUUUAGAUAAUGUUGCAAAAGAUAAUCAGCAAGUUUUGACGGUAUAUCUCAAAAAGCAGGUUGUACUCUUAACGGACUACGCUCCUCUGAACAUCACAGACAUUUUCAACAGAAACCAAAAUGAAAAUACACAACGUCUCGCACUUUCAUAUGCAGAUGACUUGACUCCAUUGGAAGAAGCCGCAGAGUUUCCAGUUUUUAAGAGUGAUGAUGAAAUGAAUCUUUCUGCGACAAGAAAUAUUUUUCAAGAAAACAGAGAUUUCGAAUUCCCAGCAAUAAUCCACGAGGACAAACCAUCAUCAGAUGUUUAUGUUUUUAUGACAUCUUUCAAUGUAUCACAGUUAAUGAGAGUUGUUGAGUCAACAAUUAAUGGUCCAACAUGUCAAAUGUCUCAAACCAAAAUGUACUCGCAGUUUGUGCAUUCGCAGAUUAUAAAGAAUGGAACAGUUUGGCAAAUAAUUCUUCCAUGGCUUGGACAAAAAACUCAUUCAUUUUCAUCAAAUUGCUUAAAAAGUUUUAAUCAUAUGGCUGCUGAACCAAACUGUACUGCAAUGAAAGCACAAAUCUAUGCAAAUUUCGUUGAGCACGUUGCUGCGGCAAAUAAUCAGACAUUUUGUUAUUUGUUUGUUGGAAACGCUGAAUGUGCAACUACUACGAACCUGACGACUAAUAUAAAAGAUUCGACACAUAUUCGGCUUGUUAUGGAUGAAGAUUUGAAUGAUGUUUAUGAAGAUUUUACUCUUCCCUUGGUGAAUCUAGGAUUUCUCGAUAAAACAGUUGAUAAUCAAGUUAUUCAUAACGAUAUGUUUUAUCUUCAAAAUUAUUCAACUUCUUGUACUGAUGAAAUUCCAAUGGUUCCUCUUCUAUCAGCUCGUCCAUGGCAUCGUCCAAAAUAUCUUUCAAUUGCACUUGAUGAUAUGCUCACGAUUUUCAUUUGUGCAACAAUAUCCGUCACAACUUUUGGAAUUUUAAUCUACCGACAUGUUAGCAGAAAGCAUCGACAACAAGUUGAACUUUUGAGUGAACUAAUGCUUCAGCCGAGGAUCUAUAAAGCACCAAAAGAAUGUGCAAAAGUUGCAAGAUUGCCAUGGGAGAUAAAAUCUGAAAACGUUCAUAUUGACAAAGAGUUUUUACUUGGUGAAGGAACAAUUUCGAAUGUCUAUCUGGGAAAAUUAAAAGGAAAGUCGCCAAUUAUGCAAUGGAUAGACAGAGUUGAAAUGAAACAAUAUCAGGAUUGUGCAGUUGCUGUUCGAGUUCCAAGUCAUUUCGAUGAGCCUGAAGAAGAUCAAUUACAACGAGAAAUUGCAUCAAUGCGUCAACUACGCCACCAUGAUCAUAUUGCACUACUUCUUGGAUGGACGAAUAAAAAUGAUUUGGUGUGCUCUUUACUUGAGCUCACACAUAUGAAUCUUAUCAAAUACUUGUCACAAAUUCGAGAGACAGCUGAGCAGGAUAAUUCAUCUGGUUUUACUCCAAUGAGCAGAAUUCCAUUCCAAGUUCUUUACAAAAUCAUUUAUGAAAUUUGUGAUGGAAUCGAAUAUAUCCAUUCAAGAAACCUUGUUCAUCGUGAUUUAACUGCAAGAAAUGUUCUUCUAACUACUGGACUAAGAGCGAAAAUUUCUGGAUUUGGAUUUUGUUCUGAGCCAGAUGAUCCCAAAUUUGCUGCAAAUUCACUUGCUCUUCGGUAUCUUCCUGUGAGAUGGCUUGCACCAGAGUGUUUUAUUGGAAAAUUCAGUGUUAAAAGUGAUAGUUGGUCAUUUGGAGUACUGAUGUAUGAAAUGUUCUCAUUAGGUGAACAGCCAUAUGAAGAUUUAAUUCGACCAGAGGAAAUAAUUGAAAGUAUCCGAAAAGGAAGAGUUCCAGCCCAUCCAAAAUAUUGUUCUAAGCAAACGUACAAAAUUAUGCAAAGUUGUUAUCAAUCAUUCAUGUCACGACGUCCAAACUUUACUCAAUUGAAAAAUGCAUUCCAUGUUCAGUCUACUAAUUAUUAUAAUAAUCCAGCCUUUGAACCAGACUAUUAGAUACUCCAUCAUUUUUAUUACGGGUUGUUAGAGAACUGUAUAUUUUAUUUGUUUUACUUGUUUUUUAAAACGAAAAUACAACAUUUUUAUUCGAUUAUUUAUUAGAAAAUAUAACAAAAAGCCGCUGUUUGCCGAAAGUAACACGAAAAUAAUAAAAACGUUUAGAACUCAA
Caenorhabditis elegans is the source of this 2695-nucleotide messenger RNA. Its product is annotated as Protein kinase domain-containing protein. The record is from RefSeq and is marked reviewed. NCBI's taxonomy places the organism in Eukaryota, Metazoa, Nematoda, Chromadorea, Rhabditida, Rhabditidae. Bases 94 to 2523 code for a protein of 809 amino acids. The transcript is spliced from 13 exons. Gene Ontology annotation, molecular function: protein kinase activity; protein tyrosine kinase activity; transferase activity.